AUGAGAACCAGUCCGAGGUCUCGGGUUAAGCAGGAACCUGUAUUCGGGAAGGGAUCGUUGAUGGAUUUCCCGGAUCGGAACUCACGUAUAUCAGAUUUCACGCCUUCUAGGGCCAAUGCGAUGCUGAGUCGGGUAUCCACCUCAAAUCUGUCAGAUUCGACGACACCAACACCGUCAAGCCGAAUCUCAUCAGAGGCAAUUUCAGAAAUUGCCCCAGAAAUCGUCGUCUGGACAGAAAAUAUGGAGCUGGAUGACUCGAGCCAGGACGGGGCAGAGCAUCCUUCCGGCCCAGCAUCAGAACCUGAUUCACCUGUGGCCGAAGACGCGGCUGCUCCAUUGGAUACCCUCCGCAUCCAGUCACACGACACCCCUCACGAGUCUUUCGAGUCCCCGAUGACCAAUUUGUCUGAUCACGACCAGUCUGAGCUCUCAUCGGUGCCAUCGUCGCUGUCUAGUAAGGCAACGACCCCUGUAGACCUGGACGGGCAUACGGACCUCUCUAUACCAUUGGCAGAGACCCCUCCAAUACGCGAGGCAUUGCAGCAGUCCUUCGAUGUAAAACCGAAGUCGUCAAUACCCUCGAAUCUCUCAAGCUUUGAAUAUGCAAGGCAAUGCAUAGAAGCAGCCGAGUCCUCGAGACUAAAUCCUUAUGCCCUGCACCAGGAAGAAUAUCAGAUGCUGCGACAGCAUAUCAGCCAUGUUCAAGUCACCACGUAUCUAAACAUCAGAAAUGGCAUCCUCCGGCUAUGGUUCAACAACCCUCGUGUUGCAGUGACAAGGAAUGAAGCGGUCGGUUGUGCCGGUGCCAGAUGGUUUGACGCUGCAAGCAUAUGUUACGACUGGCUAUUACGACGUGGCUACAUCAAUUUUGGCUGUGUAGAAUUUCCAGCGGCGAACGGUCGAUCCGAAGAGGACCUAGAGGCAGAAGCCCCACUCAACAGGAAGAGGAUUGUGAUUGUCGGUGCCGGUAUGUCCGGCUUAGGUUGCGCCAGACACUUGGACGGCUUAAUACGGCAGUAUGAGGAUCGUUUCCGGGCGCUCGGAGAACCAGUGCCUGAGAUCGUGGUGCUCGAGGGACGAGGGCGAGUGGGUGGAAGGGUCUACUCAAGGGAAUUCAAGACAAAACCGACGUUACCAUUACCCGAAUUUGACGGGGAGCGAUUCACCGCCGAAAUGGGCGGGAUGAUUAUCACAGGCUUCGACCGCGGCAACCCGAUGAACGUUCUCGUGCGCGCGCAAUUGUGCCUCCCAUACCGUGCCCUGCGAUCGGAAACGACAAUUUACGAUUCCAAUGGCAAGCCGGUGGAUUUUGUAAGGGACCAGCUCGUAGAGAGGCUUUACAAUGACUGCUUGGACCGCGUCAGCGAAUACAAGUUCAAAUCACAGCCCGCCAAGCUUAUCGAAGGCAACCGAGACUUGAUAGACGAAGGGCGGGAUGCCGUGAGUGACGGCCACCGGACAAUCAACCAAGCUGAGGAAGCAACGGCGGCUCUGCCACACGCACCGCCCGUCUCGCAACAAAAUGUCCCUGAAAGAGUAAAUCUGGUGCCAGUGUCGUCAGACAAGCUGACUGGCCGCGUUCACACUCAGCCUGGCACACCAGGUGUACUCAAGGCUACCGAAAAAGCCCAGACAAUGGGAUGGGCGUUGAAAGCCGGCUUGGCAAACGACGCCAACAUUGAUCUGAGCGAAGCUGUGGCUCUGCCAGCGACGACCCUCGGUUCGGUGAUGGACGAGGCCGUCCUCCAAUAUCGCAACAUUGUCGACCUUACUGCCCAAGAUCAUCGUCUCAUCAACUGGCACGUUGCAAAUCUGGAAUAUAGCAACGCUACAAAUCUUCAUAACCUCAGUCUAGGUGGCUGGGACAUUGACGCAGGCAACGAGUGGGAAGGCAAACACACCAUGAUUGUUGGCGGCUACCAAAGCGUUCCCAGAGGCCUCAUGCACUGUCCCACGCCUCUAGAUGUCCGCCCGAGAUCUGCUGUCCAGAAAAUCACAUACCAACCACAGGGCAACGGGCGUGCGUUGAUUCGGUGUGAAGAUGGGACGUCGAUCGACGCAGACUACGUCGUCUCGACGAUACCUCUGGGAGUCUUGAAACAUGGCAACGUCGAGUUCGACCCGCCUUUGCCCGAGUGGAAGACGGAAGCAGUCACCCGUAUAGGAUACGGAGUGCUCAACAAACUUGUGCUCGUUUAUGACCACCCAUUUUGGGAUACGCAAAGGCACAUUUUUGGUGUUCUGCGAGACGCUCCGAAUCGCCACAGCUUGAACCAAGAUGACUACGGUUCUUCACGAGGACGCUUAUUUCAGUGGUUCAACGUCACACAGACCACAGGUAUGCCAUGCCUGGUAGCCCUGAUGGCUGGCGACGCUGGGUUCGAUACGGAGCACAGCAGUAAUGAAGAUCUAGUCGCCGAGGCGACAGAGGUCCUGCGUAGCGUCUUCGGGCCCGGUGUGCCUUAUCCUGCUGAGUCUGUAGUCACCCGCUGGGCUUCGGACAGGUUCGCCAGAGGAAGCUACUCUUCAGCCGGGCCAGAAAUGCACCCAGACGAUUACGACGCCAUGUCACGCCCGAUUGGUAACCUCUUCUUUGCCGGAGAGCACACAAUCGGCACCCAUCCUGCCACCGUGCAUGGAGCCUAUUUAUCAGGACUACGCGCGGCAUCAGAGGUCCUGGACUCGGUACUCGGCCCGAUGGAAAUUCCAACACCCCUCGUCCGACCCAAAGGAAGCGUGUCCAACAAGCGCAAGGAGAUGCAAGGCCCCAAGGACCCGGAACAAGUCCGCUUGGAAGCCUACGAGCUGUCCGCCUGGGAGCAUACAAAGUCCAAGAUCGGUGAGCGGCCCGCCAGACCCGCCAAGCUGGCCGCGAACGCCUACCUCCUCUAUAGCAGGGCCUUUUUCGAGGUCGCCCGCAAGAGGUGCGAGGAAGAGCGCGCCGGCAGCAAAAAGAAGACGGCGCCGAACGAGGUGCGCGUCAUGACGUCCAAGAUGUGGAGGGCCGCGUCUCUAGAGGAGAGGAAGCCGUUCGAGGACCAGGCGGUCGCGCAGAAGGCCGCAUACGCCGAGGCCGUCGCGGAAUACGAGGAGAAGUCGGCGCAGUGGGAAAAGGAUUACGUCGAGACCAUGGCGGCGUAUAAUCGGGAACAUCCAUACGUGCCUCUCCAGAACGAGGGGUGCAGUAGUGCUAGUAUGGCGCGCCAGCGGGAGACCAGCGCGCAGAAGCACCGCAGGACCAAGCAUGUCAGCUACGCCGAAAGUGACGGCAGCGAUACGGGGUUUUGA
This is a messenger RNA of Colletotrichum orchidophilum, 3288 nucleotides long. Its product is annotated as flavin containing amine oxidoreductase. The record is from RefSeq and is a predicted model, not a curated record. NCBI's taxonomy places the organism in Eukaryota, Fungi, Ascomycota, Sordariomycetes, Glomerellales, Glomerellaceae. The transcript has 2 exons. Gene Ontology annotation, molecular function: protein binding; oxidoreductase activity. The coding region runs from base 1 to 3288 and encodes 1095 amino acids.